Molecule: messenger RNA, 2295 nt
Organism: Megalobrama amblycephala (Wuchang bream)
Lineage: Eukaryota; Metazoa; Chordata; Actinopteri; Cypriniformes; Xenocyprididae
Gene: ube2l3b
Product: ubiquitin-conjugating enzyme E2L 3b
Exons: 4
Coding region: 124-588 (154 amino acids)
Source: RefSeq, a predicted model, not a curated record
UGUCGGUUGUGCGCGAAUAUUAAAUCUGAUCCCAGAUCAACCGAAGUUUUAAAAACGCGCACGAGCUCAUGAUUCCAUCGCUGCGCCGCGCGGUGCAUCCUGGUAGUAGUUGAAAGAUUCAAGAUGGCGGCGAGCAGGAGACUACACAAGGAGCUUGAAGAAAUCCGCAAAUCUGGAAUGAAAAACUUCCGUAACAUUCAAGUUGAUGAAUCGAACAUAUUGACAUGGCAAGGCCUCAUUGUUCCAGACAACCCUCCAUAUGACAAAGGGGCGUUCAGGAUCGAGAUCAUCUUCCCUGCAGAGUACCCAUUCAAACCACCGAAGAUCACGUUCAAAACGAAGAUCUACCACCCCAACAUUGACGAGAAGGGACAGGUCUGCCUGCCUGUCAUAAGCGCAGAGAACUGGAAACCAGCCACCAAAACUGACCAAGUAAUUCAGUCGCUCAUUGCCCUGGUGAACGACCCACAGCCAGAACACCCUCUGAGGGCCGACCUAGCAGAAGAAUACUCAAAAGACCGUAAAAAAUUCUUUAAGAAUGCAGAAGAGUUUACAAAGAAACAUGGCGAAAAGCGGCCAGUGGACUAACAAUACCAGACAAGUGUGUAGCCCCAGACCCCUCCUACUCUGAUCCUCUUCCCCUCGCUCUACUACCUUCCUCCCGACACCCAAUUGCCAUCCUCUAUCCCUCCCUCCCGCUUUCCCUCCUUCUCCUCUCCUUUCCACGUGUCACUCUAGUCGAGCUGGAGAAGUACAGCGCAGCUGCUGCCUCCGUCUUGAAGCAGGACACCGUGAGGACAUCCGAGUUUCUGAGUUUCUGGUGUUAGCUUGAGGCCCUUACUAACUUUUUACUAUGUUGUUUAUUUUUUUUCUUUCUGAAGUAUAAAAGCAUCAAAAUUUGGUUAGAGAAUAACUUAAGAGAAAGAAGUUGGAAAUUGUACAGGGUGUUUCAGUAAUGAAUGCUGUUUGACCCUUUUGUAAUGAGAAAAUGAAUCAUUGCAUUAUUACACAAAACUUUCAGAAAUUACUUUUGGAAGUGACAGUUCAUUUAAAACAAAGUGGAUUGUAAUUUAUCAUGUAUAUUAUUAUUAUUAUGUUGUUCCCUCUUCUUACAUGUGUGUUUUUUUUUUUUUUGACUUCCACAAAACAAAAAGGAGACAUUAAGGAGGAAUGGAGGUUACGCAGCUGGAGUUUUUCAGGGAGGGCAAGCGAUUAUUUCAUAUAACCCUUUUUACUUUCACUGCACUUGUUGGGUCUGAGGAACAGGCUACUUUCAGCCCUUUACCAAGCCUCGAAUCAGCAAAACCACUGUAAAGUCAGAAACAAAGGUGGCUUAGGAGCCAAUAUUGCUAUGAAAUACUUUUGUUUCGCAAAUGAAAAAGGAAGGAUGAAAACGAUGCUCUUUGUGUGAGUGAACGUAAUUUUCCAUGAUGAUCACUAGUUUUAAACAUCUCUCUUUUAACGUGUUUCAUAGGACGUUCUUGUAUAUUAUUGAUUAUUUGGGUUUAAACAUGGAAACGGCCCCUAGAUAUACAGAGAUGUACGCUACUGAAGAAUAUUAUUCCUAUUUUCUCCCAACACAGAAUAAACACAGUAGUUGACCGUGAGUUUUCUAGAACAUUCUCUACAUUUUCUUUAAACUAUAUUAUUCAAUCUGUCAAAUUCCAUCUUAAGAGUUUAACUUUAUAAUGCAAAAUUGACGAGGUUCUUUGGGCUUUCUUUAGUUCAAGAUAUUUAAGUAAUCUUUGCUUAUGCAUUCGGGUGAAGUCUCUUGCGGUAUGCCUCAAAUAAGCCCCUUGCUCUCUUCUCAAUGUCAUUUUUUUUCUUUUCUUCUUAAAGGCUUAUUUUCAUGCAGACUUUAAAAACGCUCCAUUUUGUGUACUGAAAUAAAAGAGGAAGACCAAGCACAGGGGAUACUGUUAUACUCAAACAUUGGCUAAAUUCACUUUGUUGCUUUGGGUGUGCUAAUCUACAGACUGGUCAGGGAUUUCCUAUUAAAUUCAACCAAUCAAAAUGUUUUUUCUGGGAUGCCCCAGUUUAAAAGAGCAUUACGGAACUGUGUGAUGAAAUCAAAUUCUAACUAAAGAGUUCGGCGAUUGUUUAACCUGAAUAUAUUAGCAUUAGUAAACUAUAUAUUUAUGAAGACUACUACUUAAAGUCCGAACUGUUGCUUCAAUUACAGCUUAAUCUGAAAUGCCAUCAAUGGCCUGAAUUUAAUAUACACAGGUUAUAAACAUGUUAAUCCUAAUAUGUGACAAAAGGUUGAACUCUCCAAAUAAAGGCUAUUUUGACCUA